AUGCGGCGCAGCGAGCGGCACGAAGCCGAUAUUGCGGCGCUCGCCGCAGACGUGCGCGAGAGUGCGGACCGCGCGCGUCCCCAUUCGAGCGAAAGCAGUGUCCUGGACUCUCCGUCUGUCGCUGCGCGGCAGUGGCGCGCGCACCGCAGCACGAGCGAGGCGACGCCGGGGCGAUCCCCGAUCGAGACGCGUCGGCCGGUGCAGACGCCGUUGCGUGCGCACCUGUCCCCUUCUGCGCGAAUGCCGUGGUCACAGGGCAGUGCACGCGUUGCAUCACCACGGAGCGGUAGUGCGACGCGUAUGCACUCCCUGCGGUCGGCCGCCCAGACACCCGCAGACCUCGGCGAAGAAUACGUGCACAGCGCGACGCGGCGCAUGCAAACGCUCGCGCUCGAGCGUGCAGCCACACCACAAAGCACGCGGCGUGUCACUGCGCCUGCGAGCAUGUCGCCGCGACGUCCCGAGCCGGAAGCGCUCCCACCCACGCCGCAAACUGCGAAUCUGCACCUGGCGCUGGAGCAGUGGAACCGCGUCGCGCCCACGAGCGCGUUUUCGCCCGAGGUCUGCGACAAGCUGGCUGCGGCCGUAGACCUUGCCGAGACGGUGAACCUGGGCCUGAGGCGCACCAUCCAAAACUCGCUCGAAGUGCGCAUGUCGCUCGCGCUGCAGCCCUCGCACGAGCCGGAGGAAACCAUGGUCGACACGCUCGAUGUGAAUCUAUCCGAGCUACUCAAGUACAGCAACGACCAUGUGCGCAGCUUGACGGAUACCCUGAUCCUCCUUACGCGGGAAGAACGUGAGCGCACCCGCGCGCACGCACGCACCCAGCCGACGUCCCCCCCUAUCCCCCCGCUGCAGCUCUCGCCGCUGUGGGCCGCACGCGCAGGACGCAGUGCCGUACCGGGGGGCCGCCGGCCCGAUCCCGACCGUAGCAUCGACCGGUCUCUGUAG
Messenger RNA from Malassezia japonica, 951 nucleotides. RefSeq lists its product as uncharacterized. The coding region runs from base 1 to 951 and encodes 316 amino acids. The transcript has a single exon. NCBI's taxonomy places the organism in Eukaryota, Fungi, Basidiomycota, Malasseziomycetes, Malasseziales, Malasseziaceae. The record is from RefSeq and is a predicted model, not a curated record.